CGCGCUGCUCUGCUGGGCACGGCUUGGCACCGGCGUCUUUCCCUCGCUCUGUCUAGGCUGCGGAGCUUCUCUGGGUGUAGAGGCGCUCGGCUGCACCAUGCUUCUCCACUCAGUCAACCUCUGGAACCUGGCGUUCUAUGUCUUCAUGGUGUUUCUGGCGACCUUGGGGCUGUGGGAUGUCUUCUUCGGCUUCGAGGAGAACAAGUGCAGCAUGAGCUACAUGUUCGAGUACCCCGAGUACCAGAAAAUAGAACUCCCAAAGAAACUGACAAAGCGUUAUCCAGCAUAUGAGUUAUAUCUUUACGGAGAAGGAUCGUACGCUGAAGAACACAAACUUCUCCCUUUGACAGGAAUUCCUGUUCUCUUUCUUCCUGGAAAUGCUGGAAGCUAUAAGCAAGUUCGUUCUAUCGGCUCUAUUGCACUUAGGAAAGCAGAAGACAUCGACUUCAAGUACCAUUUUGACUUCUUCAGUGUCAACUUCAAUGAAGAACUGGUGGCAUUGUAUGGUGGAAGCCUUCAGAAGCAGACCAAGUUUGUACACGAGUGCAUUAAAGUGAUUCUCAAACUCUACAAGGGUCAAGAAUUUGCUCCUACAAGUGUGGCAAUAAUCGGUCACUCUAUGGGUGGCCUUGUUGCCAGAGCAUUGCUUACACUGAAAAAUUUUAAGCAAGAUCUGAUCAAUCUUCUUGUUACACAAGCUACUCCUCAUGUGGCCCCUGUGAUGCCAUUAGAUCGUUUCAUUACAGAGUUUUAUAUGACUGUAAACAACUAUUGGAUUUUAAACGCUCGGCACAUAAAUUUGACUACACUUUCUGUGGCUGGAGGAUUCCGGGAUUACCAAGUUCGUUCAGGACUGACUUUUCUACCAAAAUUGAGCCAUUACACCAGUGCCUUAUCUGUUGUGAGCUCAGCAGUGCCUAAGACCUGGGUCUCAACAGACCACCUCUCCAUCGUGUGGUGUAAACAAUUGCAGUUGACUACAAUUCGAGCAUUCUUUGAUCUUAUUGAUGCCGAUACCAAACAAAUAACUCAAAAGCCUAAGAAGAAAUUGUCUGUUUUGAAUCACCAUUUUAUAAGACACCCAGCUAAACAGUUUGAGGAAAAUCCUUCCAUAAUUUCUGACCUAACAGGGACAUCUAUGUGGGUUCCAGUAAAAGUGUCCAGAUGGUCCUAUGUGGCUUAUAAUGAAUCUGAUAAGAUUUACUUUGCAUUUCCUCUUGCAAAUCAUAGAAAAAUCUACACUCAUGCCUAUUGUCAGAGCACCAUGCUGGAUACAAAUAGUUGGAUUUUUGGCUGCAUAAACAGCACUUCCAUGUGCCGGCAAGGGGUUGAUUUGUCAUGGAAAGCUGAGCUGUUGCCAACAAUUAAGUCUCUGACGCUAAGACUUCAAGACUAUCCAUCCUUGUCGCAUAUUGUUGUCUAUGUGCCAUCCGUCCACGGAAGUAAGUUUAUUGUAGACUGUGAAUUCUUUAAGAAAGAAGCAAGAUCCAUGCAACUCCCUGUAACUCACCUUUUUUCCUUUGGAUUGUCUUCCAGGAAGGUGAUAUUAAACACAAACGGCCUAUACUACAACAUAGAGCUGCUGAACUUCGGGCAGAUAUACCAAGCUUUUAAAGUCAACGUGGUCAGCAAGUGCACUGGAGGCAAAGAAGAAAUAACCAGUAUCUAUAAACUUCAUAUUCCCUGGUCCUAUGAAGAUUCACUAACCAUCGCACAGGUUCCAUCUUCCACAGACAUUUCUCUGAAGCUUCAUGUUGCUCAGCCAGAAAAUGACAGCCAUGUGGCACUGUUAAAAAUGUACACAUCGUCAGACUGUCAGUAUGAGGUGACAAUUAAGACUUCCUUUCCACAAAUACUUGGACAGGUAGUUAGAUUUCAUGGUGGAGCCCUUCCUGCCUACGUUGUAUCUAGCAUCCUUCUUGCUUAUGGAGGACAGUUAUACUCUCUCCUCUCAACAGGUUAUUGCUUAGAAUAUGCUACCAUAUUGGAUAAAGAAGCCAAGCCAUACAAAGUUGACCCAUUUGUAAUUAUGAUUAAGUUUUUGUUGGGGUAUAAAUGGUUUAAGGAAUUAUGGGAUGCAGUGUUAUUACCGGAAUUAGAUGCCAUCGUUUUGACUAGCCAGAGUAUGUGUUUCCCUCUUGUAUCCUUGCUUCUCUUUCUGUUUGGAACAUGUACUGCGUACUGGAGUGGUCUACUCUCUUCUACAUCUGUGCAGCUUCUUUCUUCAUUGUGGCUAGCUCUGAAAAGACCUGCUGAACUUCCUAAAGAUAUCAAGGUGAUGUCACCAGACUUGCCUGUUUUGACAGUUGUCUUUCUCAUAGUGAGCUGGACAACUUGUGGAGCACUUGCCAUCCUUCUGUCUUACCUGUACUAUGUGUUUAAGGUUGUUCAUCUUCAAGCCAGCCUAACAACAUUUAAAAAUAAUCAGCCAGUGAAUCCCAAACACUCUAGAAGAAGUGAAAAAAAGUCCAACCACCACAAAGACCCUGCUGUACAGAGUCUUCGCUUAUGUGCUAGCGAUGCUGAAGACAGCCUGCGCAUGCACAGCACUGUGAUUAACUUGCUGACGUGGGUUGUGCUGCUCAGCAUGCCGUCUCUCAUCUACUGGUUAAAGAACCUUAGGUAUUAUUUUAAACUCAGUCCUGACCCAUGCAAACCCCUGGCAUUUCUCCUUAUUCCAGCUAUAGCGAUUCUUGGGAACACUCACACUGUCUCAAUAAAGUCAAGUAAAUUGCUGAAGACCGUCUCCCAGUUCCCACUUCCUCUGGCUGUCGGCGUGAUUGCUUUCGGCUCCUCCCAUUUAUACAGGGUCCCGUGUUUUGUGAUCAUUCCUCUUGUAUUCCAUGCGUUAUGCAACUUUAUGUAAGACUGGACCUAAGGAAGGAGAAGCAGUCCAUGCCUUUUGGACCAGUGACACAGUGAACGUACAGUUCCACCACCAGGAACAGUGAGGUCCUCUGGAGAAGACAAGUCUAUUUUUACAGUAUUGAAAAUAGGAAAUUAGUUUUGUAAUGCUUGAGGGAAGUAGUUGAAGCAUGGUUUCAGUCCGUGGUGUAGCAUCUGUAUACUUGUCAUAUCUGACGGAUUAGUGAAGGGAUGCUGUGGCCUCUGUCUUAAGGACUCCUGUACAUACCAACUAGCUUUCAUCGCCAUCCCAGGAACCUUCUAAAGACCUAGAGAUGCAGUGCUGUGUGCCGUCUAAGUGAAACUUCAGCUAGUUUCAUCAGACUUUGUUUUGAAAAGUGGGCUUUAUGUUUGUUAUAAUUUACAUAUUCAAAAUAAGUCUUAAAAGAUUGUUAGAAGUGACAACUGUUUUCUCAGAAGUAAAAUAGUCAUGAAGGAGUCUGGUCAAUUUUUGGCAGCCAUGGUGGACAAAGUUUGAUCCAUCAUCUUACAUCUGUGAAAAAGAGCCUCAAAUUAAAGGGAGGUUUUUUGGUUAACCGCUGCAGUUCAGAUUCAAAACAAUGACAAUUUUCAUGAGCUUUCAGAUAUGAAUCUUACAGUGUAUACUUGGUGAAUAUUAGAAGCAUGGAAGAAAUCUAUGAAAAGAUCUAUUAACAAAAGAAUGUUCUUGCAGAUUCUGCAUUGGCACAGUCAGUCUCUGCCCCUGACUUAAUUCCUUGCCAAGUGGUUGCCAGGAGUGCCUGUAGCGAUGAUAGGUUAUUAAAGGGAUAACUCCAGAGGCCGGAACAGCUCUGGGUUUGCAUCAUUUGUUUGUCUACUGAGGAGGAAGGGUCUCAGCAGAAAUACAACGUUGUACUUGAUGUACAAAGCUAUAUACUAAUAGAGAAACAAUGGACAGCCUUUACUGAAAAGGUGAACACUGCCUGAAUAGAUUGCACACCUACGUCACUCAUUAAGAGCAGAAUCUUGGUUUGUAGAGACGUCUCUUAAGACUACAGUUUUGCCACUGGGGGAAGCGGGGGUAACAUUUUAUUUCAUUUCCAAUUAUAGUUCAUUCUUAGCUACAGAAAACUAGGAAGGUCAGGAGCUUGAAGAAUAUAGUUGCUCUUUGCCUUCGGUUAGAAUAAACUCAUGCUGAGUCAGACCUGUGUCGUCAAACCCUUCACUUAGAUGUGUGUCCUGUAAAUGCCCGUGAGCCUUUCAGGUGAAGUCCUCCAGUGUUACGGAAUUCACAGUUGCACUUGUGACCUUACAUCCUUCUCAGUACCCAGGAAUGGUACUAAGAAUCAGCUUCGUUUUAUCGGCUGUUACACCUGGUGCCACAGCCUCUCAGCUACUACUGCCAACCGGAGGGUUCCGCCCACAUCAGCCACGUUAGUUUUUCCCUGGACCUUUCCUUCUUCAGAGCUAAGAAGGGUCAGGUUAUUACCACAGAAGUUAGUUGGUUUGUAUGAUUCCGUCGCUGUCUGACUGGCAUUGUGCUUGUUAAAUAUUAAUAUUUUCACUUAUUAAGACUUUUAAAGGAAAGCCAUUGUACUAGACAUGGCAGACUCUUAAGUCCCUUGUUUUAGAAAAGUGUCAAAAGGAAUAAACUGUACCAUAGUGUUUGUUGAGUACCCGAGAGUGAGUUCAUUGGAUAAUUACAAUUUUCUCAUGGCACAACACUCACAUAUCUAAGUAGGAAUGUAUCUGCUGUAACUUUGCUGGAGAUGUGUGGCCUCUCUACACAUGCUGUCUUUCAUUCUGUCAGUGGUAUUAUAGACAUAGCUCAACUUAAUGGCAACUGAAUACUUUAACUUUCUGAAUUUGAACAUACAUCUACACACAGAAAGAACUUUCCAAAAUUUGGUGUUAGACUUUUUGGCAGCCAUGAUUAUUUAUUUAUGAGAUCUAAAGUCUCCCUGCGUAGCCAGUAUUGCUCAUGAAUAGGUUGUAUCAAGUUUGAUUUCUUACUCACGAGUAGUAUAUUUGUUAUCAAAGCACAUUAAUACUCACAACAAUAUUUUUAUCUGGAAGUACUAAUUCCCUAAGCCCUUAAAGUCUUAUUUAUGCCAGAAAAAUAUUUCAAAUAAUAGCCUGGGUCUUCAGCCAUUUGCCACACAUACUCAUAGAUACACACUCACACAUAAACGCAGAUGGGCGUGCUUUGAUAGAAUCUUCAUCAAGCAUUUAGACACAGAAAGCUAGGUAAGACUCUAUCUGACUAGGGAAAGUGUUAUCCCUUAAAAGGAAAUUAUUUCAUAGAAAUAUCACAUACUUUUGUCUAUCAUGUGUACAUGAAUAUAGGUUAUGGUAGAGAUUAAUACAACAAAUUUUUGAGUUCUGUUGUCAUGUUUUUUGGGUUUUAUUUUGUUUUGUUUUGUUUUUUAAGAAAUUGAGUUUUGGGGUAAAAGUACUUAUUUAACAACUGGGUUCUUGCUUGUAAAUAGAUUGGGUAUAUAUCAGACAGUUAAUCUGUCUGAUUAUUGAGUGCUUAGUAUUUUUUUAAAAUGCCCUCAUAGAUUAUUGCUAUUAUAAUUUAGACCUGAUCAUUUUUUUGAAGGUUGAUUUUGUGUGUGUGUGUGUGUAUGUGUGUGUGUGUGUGCUGGUGCUCAUUGUGGCCAGCAGAGGGCGGUUGGAGGUGCUCUGUGAAUUGCUGGAUGUCAAUACUAGGAACCAAACAAUCAUCCUCCAGAAGAGCAAGCACUCUUAACUGAGCCCUCUCAGCCCCUGACCUGAUACGUAGGAAGACAUUGCUAUUGCAGCUGUGUGUCUAUGUAAAUGCGUAUACCAGGGAUUGAAUCUGGAGCCUGUGUAUGUUAAUUACGUUCUCUCCUCUUGAAUAAUGCACAGCUUGUCUGGACUCAUUCCAUGUCAAAACUAAGUCAAUUUUACUAUUUUCUUGGUUGUCACUAUAGUGAAAACUUCUAAAGAAACCAUUUAUGCUACAUUAACACUGAUUUUUGAGGUUGCCCUAUGUCUAUAUUGAUCAUGUAUUGAUUAGUCUUUUAAAUCUUUUUAUAUCUUAGUUAUGUAAUUUCAGCUAUCUAUGAAGGGAUACUUUUUAUUGAGUGAUCUUUAUAAUUAUCACACAUGUCAACAUGACACAUUUUUCACAAUGCUCACCAAUGCAUACAAGGCUGAUUGCCUUAUUAUCAAGACCCUGUACUUUUUUUUUUUUUUUUUUAGCCUUUUACUCUUUUCACUUAUAGCAUAGUGUGUUCAUUUCAUCAUGCACUCUCUUAAUCCCUCCUGUGGAAGAUGCUGAAGUAGAGGGAAGAAGAACUCAGUUUUUAGUUCUUGAAAGCCACAGGAGGCACAUGGGAAGUAGGCCUGGAGAGGUGGUUCAGAUAGUCACAUGCCUGCGGCACAAGCAUGAGGACCCAAGUGUAGACUGCCAGAAUCUAUGUGAGAAACUGGCUAACUAGUGCAUGCCUACAAUCCCAGCACUGGGGCAGUAGAGUCAGAUAGAUCUUCAGGGCUUGCUGGCCGGCCAGCCCGGCCAUAUUGGCAAGCUUCCGGUUUGGUGAAAGAGUCUAUGUCAGAAAAUGAGGUGGAACGUGAUUGAGGAAGACACCAAGCACUGACCUCUGCCCUACUCCUCUGACCUCUCCCUGCACCUUCAUGUAUGCACACGGGUGCACAUACAUGAAUAUGUACACACAAAUACUCAAGAGGUGGGGAUCCACAAAUAUCAUGAAGUAAACCAGAACAGUCGAUUCCAUAAUUGUGGAAUAAAUCUGGUGCCUCAUAUUUCCCCUUAGACAGGUCUGCAUCAGUGCAUUGCCUUGCUUUAGUUGGUUUGAUGCAAACUUUUAGAAUGCUGUAUUUAAGCAUAUAGGAAGUGGUUCUAAAACAUCAUUUGGAAAAAAAUCCAAAAGAAUGUUGAUGCGUUGGAUAGCUAAGUCUUUGUUGAUUGUUUUUCAUCCAUGUGGAAGAUUUGUGAGUUUGCAUAUCAUAGGAAACAAGAGACUAUGGAGUUGAUUGAGGGUCACAGUCCAUCCGGGGAGUAUGACACUUGGCAGAAUAAAGGGAACCAUGGGAACUUCUGGGUUAAGACAUUACUUCCUUCCGGGAAAGCUUCCUUACCACAUAAAGUAAAUAUAGGACUCACUCUACAAACUGUAAGGUUAACAGCUAGAAUUUUACUGCAGACUUUUUGAACAAGAAACAUAAUUCUGUGAAUAUCUAAUCUUUCAACAUUAGGCUUGCUGGUGUGUGAGGAAAUAAGAUAGCUCUGGGCUCCUCACACUCCUAACUUUUCAGAGUGCUAUGGAAAAUGGGAGUCGGGUCAUUCAGUCCAAAUGUGUGCUAUAAAUGCUUAAACUUCUGCAAUUACAAAACAUAGUGCGAAUAAAUAAAAACAGAAUUUUAUAUGUUGGUCACUUGGUUUUGAGAACAGAGUAAGACUUGGAAAUGCUGAUAGUAGGCAUGUUGUUACUCUGUUAAUAUUGGAGACGUAGCAGUGCAACUAGGGCGACUGUAUUCAAAGGUGGCAAUAUCUAACCUACAGCUUGAUUAACGUGUGUGAAUAAUAAUUUUAAAAUCAAGAACAGUUUUGUUUUUCAGUACUUGUUGUGUAACACUGCCAAAAAAAAAAAAUCCUUAUACUAAGAAACCAGUUAAUUUCUGAUGACUUGAUGUAGAAUUGGUAUCUUGAGUCAGAGUCAACAUGUAAUCAUUCUGUACAUUGUUGAUUUGAACAUCAGUGGGAAACUGUAUCUGUUGGUGUUUAGUUAGUGUAAACUCUGCAUAUCUGAAUUCUAAUCUUAGUCUAAGAAGCGUGUGGGGAUUUUGUAAAGUUCAUGUGCUAUUUUAAAUGUUUUUAUUUUUAGUAUUUGUAAGGUAGUGAUGUUACUAUGACAAAAGUUUAUAGACACUGUGUAGCACUACUGACUGCUCUAGAGCCAAACAGACAGUGUAUUUUGUAUUUCAUGUGUACUUUUUCUGUUUCAUAUUGGACUUUUUACAUCCCUUUUUUAGGAGAAAAAAAAGGAUGCAUUUAAAUUUUUUUUUAGGGUAAUCUGUAUUGGAAACUAAGUAUUCUCAAGGUUAGCAAACAUACUUUACCACCAAAGCUAAAUGAAACUGUAAGAUACCUCUGGAUAUUUGUGCCAAUGAACUUUUCUUAGUAAUUUGGGGUUAAAACAAAAGUAAUCUUUUCAGUUUUUUUCAUCUAGGACUUACAAUAAAUGUGGAUAUCAUGAAAACAUGUUCCCUAUUCUGUUGUUCUUUGAAAUUUUUCAAAGAUUUAGAACAGUGUGUUCUGUGGUUUUUUUUUUUGUGUGUGUGUGUGCGGUUUCCUGACAUUGCUGGCUAAAAGGUGAAUCCACUUAAUAGUAAUCUUUUAGCAGUUAAUUGUGGCAAUAAUCAUUUGAAGUAAUCUGACUGUGGCUUGUUUUGUGGUGUAAAAAAAAAUCAAUUGCUUUGCACAAUCCAUUUUUGGUGUAGGUGUGUGGUUUCUACAGUUGAAACCUUCCCUGUGGUAUUUCUUUUGCUUUCUGUAUGUCUCUGCUUAGUCCCUAGUGUCUAUCCACUAGAACCUAAUAUAGUAUAAGGCAAACCAGUUAGCAUGCAUAUUUUGUGCCAAAUACUCUGAAAUACAGUUGUUAAUGAAAAACCCUGGCAUUGAUACGGUGUUAGAUAAAACUAGAACUAUAGCCACAGUGCAGUCAUGUGAACGCUAGUUCCUCCUCAGAGGAACGGCAUGGAAAUUGCAGUGUUUCUUUAGUUUUGCUUAGCAUCUACUGCUUCUUUGCCCUACAGUACUGUAUUGUUGGUACAUUUUUCAUAAGUUAGCCUUACAAUUGAAGAGACAGCACAGAAAACCAGAUAUUGAAAUAUUUGGUCUUGAUCAAGUAAUGAUUAUCUAACUGUUGGGGACUGAUGAUAAAUUAAAAGAAAGGUCGUUUAUGGGAGCUGGCUUCAGGAUGCUCUGUCCUCUGGAAGGAGUUUGUCUUCUGUGUGCAGUGGUCUUAGCCUCAGUGGGAGACGCCUGUCCCUUAACAUAAGCAGGCUCUGCAUGGAGGCAGAGGCUUGUGAGAGUUCUUGUACAGAUCUCCCUCCCCUGCUGUGUGGUUGGGAAAGAAAUCUUCAUUUUUAUUAUGUAUAAAUUAGGAAGUUGUGCUACAUACUUUUUUGUAUUUUUUUUUUUUUGAAAAUAGGCACUGACAUGUAUCAUUUUGAAGUGAUGCUGUGGUUUCUUAAACAUAGGACUAACUAUAAAUGUAGCAACAUGCCCAAGAUAAACCAAAACUGAGUAUACCCCAUCACUGUGACCUUGAACUUAUUUGGGAUAAAACAGACUGUGCCUUAAAAUGACAAAGCAAUGCCCUGUAGUCUUGUAACUGUAUUUUACUAUGGGUGGUCUUCUCGAGGUUGUCUGAAAUCCCUUUCUUUCGAGUUGUUGAAAUAAAAGUUUUAAGUACCAAUUGACCCAUGCUUACUUGAGUAUCACUUAGCUGCUGUUCCUGAGGCCCCCCUUAAUUUCUAGAGCUUUUUCUUUUGAUUUCAUUUUAAUUUAAAAAUUGACUUAGUCUGAAUAUAUGUGAGAAAUUAGAUUUGGCUAAAGUUUCUGGGGAAAAAUAUUUUAAGGAUAGUCAGGGCACUUCUGCUUCUAAACUUGCUGGAUAUGGAAAAAUUAAUCACUGAAAUGUAUCUUUGUCUUAUUGAUAGUAAUCCUAUCAAAGAGGUGCAUUCCUUCUGAGAUGUGUGGUCAGUGUUGUGGCAGAUCGAGAUGCAUUGACAUUUUCAAAUAAGGGUUAUUAGAUUUAUAGUAAGGAUUUCCCAGUGACUAAACGCCAAUGAAUGUAGCUUGUUUUGAGCACUACCAUUUCACUUCUUCUUUGUCCUGCCUCAUUAUCUCCUCUGUUUUUAAUUUAAUGUAAACUUUUAUAUUUGUACAUGUUGAUAUAAAAUAAUGAGUAUAAUUUCCAUUAAAGUCCAAAUUACUCAAUUUAUAGUAUAAUCAUAUUCUUUGCCCAAAGAUGCUCAUUUCUGGGAACUCAGUCUGUUUAUUUUUACAUGUUACUUUUGGGCAUAAACUCAAAUGUAUUUCCUCU
This is a messenger RNA of Mus pahari (shrew mouse), 9944 nucleotides long. It is a transcript of the gene Pgap1, whose product is annotated as post-GPI attachment to proteins 1. The record is from RefSeq and is a predicted model, not a curated record. Gene Ontology annotation, molecular function: phosphatidylinositol deacylase activity. The transcript is spliced from 27 exons. Bases 98 to 2866 code for a protein of 922 amino acids. Gene Ontology annotation, cellular component: endoplasmic reticulum. Gene Ontology annotation, biological process: GPI anchor metabolic process; endoplasmic reticulum to Golgi vesicle-mediated transport. Lineage: Eukaryota; Metazoa; Chordata; Mammalia; Rodentia; Muridae.